UCACAUUGCACAACAAUGGCACAUGGUGGGGGUAUUCCUGAAGUGAAAUAUGAAUAUUUGGAUCACACAGCUGAUGUCCAUAAAUCAGGGGGUGACACCCUAGAGGAGGCCUUUGAGCAGUGUGCCACGUCAAUGUUUGGCUACAUGACUACUGAUUACAACACAGUGGAAAUGAAAGAAGAAAAAGAGGUGGAGGCUGAGGGUGAUGAUUUGAUGGGCCUGUUAUUUCACUUUCUAGACGAAUGGCUCUUUGUCUUCUCUGCAGAUGCCUUUUUCAUACCUAGGAAAAUUGUAAUCACUGAAUUUGAUAAGGAAAAUUUCAAAAUAAAAUCAAUAGGCUAUGGUGAAGAGUUUGAUAUCAAGAAACAUCCACAGGGUACAGAGGUGAAAGCUAUUACAUACUCCAACAUGCAGAUUUAUGACAAGGAGGGGCAGCAUGAAGUGUUUGUCAUUAUAGACAUUUAAACUGGCAUCUAUAGACAUAUUUCUACUUCCCAUGAUUCUUGUAUAUUGAUAUAUUGAAUUCAUUUAUUUAUUAUAUUAUUGAUUAAGAGCAAUAUAUAUAAUCUUAUAUUGAUCAGUGUGCGAUAUGUAUGUAACUGGUUGUUAAUGAGGUUUUUGAAGUUUUGGUUUCCAUUAAUUGUUUUGUUUUUAUUAAGAUAAGUUGGCUUUAAAAUAAAACAAAACUAUAAAACAUGUUUUAAUUUCCUUAUUCAUUUAAGAAUUUUUCAAAAUAAAUUAGUUCAAGUAAUAUUAUGACUGCAUUAAGAUAGAGGCUUUGUUUAUUCAUAUAUCAAAUUUGUGCGAGUCAGUGUGGAAUGCAUUUUAUCAUUUUCAAAAUGAGUGUUGAUGAGUUUGUCUGGCAUCGCAGUACAUUUCUGAAUUAACAGAUUACUUAUCAAAUAAUUAACUCGGAUGUCAAUUCGUUGGUUUUCCUUGAAUAUUAAUAGUGUAGUAGUACCUACUUAAAUUAUUUCCAAAUUCAUCAGAUUCUUUAUUCGUUUUUUGUUUCAUAUAUCUAUUAUUAAAAGUAAAUUCUCAUGGCCAAUUCUGUUAAAAGUGCUCACUAUUGUUUAACAAGUCUAUAAACCCAAGCACAACCGUAUACAAAAUCUUAAUUUAGCUUGUUCACUGAGCCUUUCAUCAAGGUCACCUUCCUUUUGACAAUUUUAAGUUGAUUCAAAUUCCAUAUAUUUAUUUUGGGAAACUAUUUUUGUUCUUUAAUUUUUUGUUAUUUAUUUUGGUCAUUAAUGUACACUAGCUCCUCAUCGCAAUUUUAUUAUUAUUUAUGAAUAAAUUAUAUUAUUUUUAACUUU
Messenger RNA from Magallana angulata, 1316 nucleotides. Its product is annotated as protein archease-like. The coding region runs from base 16 to 465 and encodes 149 amino acids. Gene Ontology annotation, cellular component: tRNA-splicing ligase complex. The record is from RefSeq and is a predicted model, not a curated record. Gene Ontology annotation, biological process: tRNA splicing, via endonucleolytic cleavage and ligation. The transcript has 7 exons. NCBI's taxonomy places the organism in Eukaryota, Metazoa, Mollusca, Bivalvia, Ostreida, Ostreidae.